Messenger RNA from Amoebophrya sp. A120, 821 nucleotides. Lineage: Eukaryota; Dinophyceae; Syndiniales; Amoebophryaceae. The record is from the annotation of a GenBank genome assembly.
CGGUCGUGAAGGCGGCGCAAGCCGGGUUCUUCGAGGAGGAAUCAGAGGACGAAUUGAGCUCCACUCCCGUGCCGACUGAAUCGGAGAAGGUGGAGAAGAGUAGCAGCAGUCUGUCAUCGCGUGCUGGUGGCUUUACAACAUCCAUCGAGCGAAGCAGCACCAAUGCAGUCGCGAGUGUCGGGAACAAAGGUUUGCCGGGGUUCAGAUCAUCUUUUGGGAGAACUACGCAGACUGGUGCACCAGGUGCUGGACAAGAAACCCAGGGGGAUGGUGGAGAGCCUCCUCCCCCGACGAACGAGGAACUCGCAGAGUUAAAGAAGCAUGAAGCCAUCAAGCAACAAAAAAAGAGGAGAAAGCAGAAGGAAAAAUGGGAAAAGUUUUACAACUACUACAUCGAAACGGGGACGGAUUACUUGACGAUAUCCAGGAAAGGACACCCAUCCCCAUCCAAUUUGUCAUGCAAAAGAUGGAAAAACUCUUGUGUUUGUCAUGCAAAAACUGGGUGGGGAUCGGUGUUUUUUCGUCGAUAGACCAACGAAGAGUACUACUGCUGCGAGGAAUCGACUAUCGAGGAGAUCUGCCAGGUCAUGUUUUUGCAAAUCCAGUUUCUCGCCAGUAAAAGACAGGAAUACAAGGGGUUCAAAGCGGCUGCGGUGCAAGAUCGGGCAGAUGAUGAACAGGCAGCGAAAUUGCAGCUGCGGGAUCAUGCGGAGGUUCUUGACGGAGUAGAUGUUCACAGCUCGUUGAACACUUCGCGGUCUGUGUCCUCCUCUUCCACGACUCCCAAGGGCCCGUUUCAGGAGCUUCUUGACGCGGCCGGG